AUGGACAUCAUAUCCGUUAACAAAGGCGAGAGCAAUGGUGAUGUGCAUUCUCGCGAGGCGGCGCCACAGCCGGAGAUCACAGAUGCCAGGCUCAUCAAGGUCACUGUUUCGAGAUUCUGGCUCCUCAGCAUUGGUGUGUACCUGGGGCUCUUUCUUUCCAUGAUGGAUGCCUCAAUAGUGUCAACCGCACUACACUCAAUAUCUCUAGAGUUCAAUGUUCUCGUAUCCGUGAACUGGGUUGCCCUCGCAUAUACCCUAGCGGAAUGUAGCUGUGGCGUCAUCUUUGCCAGGGUAUCAGACGUCAUUGGCAGGAAGAGUGCCUUCUUGGCUGCCAAUGUUAUGUUCUUUGGGUUCUCUAUGGGAUGUGCUUUUUCCCGGAGUCUUGGCCAACUGGUUGCCUUUCGGGCACUUCAAGGAGUCGGUGGAGCUGGGUUAUACUCUCUCUCUUUGGUCAUACUGCCCGAAGUAUGCCCAGAACAUCUCACGGAGAUUGGAGCUGGGCUUUGUGGAGGUAUUGUUGUCGUCGCUUUCACGGUUGGCCCAAUUCUUGGGGGCAUUCUCACUCAAUAUUGUUCUUGGAGAUGGAUAUUCUGGAUCAAUGGUCCAAUUUGUGCUGUGUCAACUGCCAUGCUCCUCUUGUUCUGGCCGAAAGCAGAAGAUACUAUAAGUCCAUCAAGACGGCGAUGGCAGUCCUUUGAUCUUUUCGGUUCCAUCCUGGUUAUCUCGUCAUGUGUUCUAAUUGUCUUUGCGUUUCAGAAUGUUGGUGUGUCCCUUAGAAGCAUCUGGGCCGAUGCCGUAUUUGUUGCACCAGUUGCCAUUGGAUUGGUAUCCAUGAUUUGUCUAUUCUCGUGGACAUACUUGGUUGAGUUUGGAGCUCUGUCACAUCACAAAAUCAUUGCGGCCUUCCCCGUAUCCCUAUUCAAGUCUCGCUCCUACACCUCUGGCGUCAUCACCACGCUACUUUUGGGAUUUCCAGUGCUCCUCACCUUGUUCUCGGUGCCGCUUCGGGCUCAGAUAGUCAGUGAGAAGGAUCCCUUGACAGCCUCAUUGGCCUUGCUCCCCAUGCUGGGAGCAAGUGCUGUGGGCUGUGUUCUUGCUGUGUUAUUCAACUUCAGGAAGGCAUUUCCCUGUGAAUCUAUGACCGCAGGCGCCAUCCUAUCAGUUGUGGGAUGUGCCUUGCUCACAACCGUUCACUCUUCAGAUGACGAUACGAAGUUGCUGGCAUAUCUUGCGGUGCUUGGCCUCGGCACUGGACUGGCCGUUACGGUUGCCACGUUGCAAACCGCACUUGUAAUUCCCCCAAGGAAUCACGCCCCAGCACAAGGAAUCGUAUCACAAGCCCGAGUUCUGGGGGGUAGUUUUGGCAUUGCCAUGUCGUCGGUUCUUUUGCAUAACGAAAUCACACGAGUGAUUUCUGGGUCACUCACUCCAGAACUGGGGUCCAUGCUUGGAGAAGUUGAAGCUAAGCUUCCGCCUGAACUGCGAGUGAUGAUCAAGCAAUCUUGUGCCAGGACGUUUCGGCAAGGCAUGCUUGUUGCGGCCAUCAUCUCUGGUGUAGCAGUGUUGACGGCGGCCACGGGCUACAGUAAUUUUCACCCAAAUCCUAGACAAUAUCGAAUCGAGAUGGUACGAGCGGAUGCUUUUGAGAGGCAGAAUGGGAUACAGGAAUAA
This is a messenger RNA of Pochonia chlamydosporia 170, 1671 nucleotides long. RefSeq names its product major facilitator superfamily transporter. Lineage: Eukaryota; Fungi; Ascomycota; Sordariomycetes; Hypocreales; Clavicipitaceae. The record is from RefSeq and is a predicted model, not a curated record. Gene Ontology annotation, biological process: transmembrane transport. The transcript is spliced from 5 exons. Gene Ontology annotation, molecular function: transmembrane transporter activity. Bases 1 to 1671 code for a protein of 556 amino acids.